This is a messenger RNA of Stereum hirsutum FP-91666 SS1, 1942 nucleotides long. Its product is annotated as NADPH oxidase isoform 2. Gene Ontology annotation, cellular component: plasma membrane; NADPH oxidase complex. NCBI's taxonomy places the organism in Eukaryota, Fungi, Basidiomycota, Agaricomycetes, Russulales, Stereaceae. The record is from RefSeq and is a predicted model, not a curated record. Bases 155 to 1942 code for a protein of 595 amino acids. Gene Ontology annotation, biological process: superoxide anion generation; defense response. Gene Ontology annotation, molecular function: superoxide-generating NAD(P)H oxidase activity. The transcript has 12 exons.
AUCGUCAAUUGAGGUCAACUCUGGUGUCAUUGUCUUUCUUGCUCGGGUUCGGUUUUCGACUUUCAUCUUUACUCAACUGUAGGCUGGUCCUUCGUUUCCGCUUUUUCUUUGGAUUUCAGUUGUACACGCUCCUUCGAGUCACCCGUUCCUUCCAAUGGCCAACGAUUUCGAUUUCGCAGACCGCGGUCUCUCCAAGUCUCCAGCCCUUUCCGAUGCCCCUUCACGCCAUCUCCAGCGCAAUGCGACUGAGCGCAAGCGCUUGCAAGGCCUGAACCUCUCCAGGACCAGUACAACAAACUCAUCUGCGCCGAAAGCACCUUAUAAGCCCGGCUCAUGGGGGGAGAAGUUCAACCUGUGGAUGAUCAAUGAGGGUCCUAGGCGAAUUUUCUUCUUCGUCUUCAUCUUCCUGCACAUGGCUGUCGCCGCGUUCGGUACCGUGCAUUAUGCGUUGAAGGAUAAUUUGGUUGGGGCGAGACAGACUUUCGGUUCUACCUUCGUGAUUGCGAGAGCCGCCGCAUUGGUCUUGCACGUCGAUGUGAUCUUUAUUCUGCUCCCUAUUUGCCGCAACUUCAUUUCUGUAAUGAGGCAGACGAGGCUCGGAGCUGUCAUCCCGUUCGAUAAGAACAUCACGUUCCACAAAGCUGUCGCUUGGGCCAUCGUUUGGGGAAGUCUCAUUCAUACUAUCGCUCACAUUUUCAACUUGACAUGGCUCACUCUGGCCAACACCAGUGCGGACACUCCUGCUAAGAAGGUUGCCUUCUGGCUCAGUGCCAACUUCAUUAUCGGCCCUCUGUGGACGGGCUGGUUAAUGUGGAUUGCUCUGGGUACCAUGGUCUUCUUCGCUAUCGAGAAACGUCGUCGUGCCCACUUCGAACGCUUCUGGUAUUCUCACCAUCUCUUCGUCGUGUUCUUCUUGCUCUGGCAAUUCCAUGGCAUGUUCUGCAUGAUCAAGCCCGACAGGCCACCUUAUUGUUCAUUCAAUACUAUCGGAGUGUUCUGGCGUUACUGGCUCGUCGGAGGUGUCAUCUGGAUCUACGAGCGUAUCCUUCGUGAAGUCCGUUCUCGCCACCGUACCUACGUCUCCAAAGUCAUCCAACACCCUUCGGACGUCGUCGAGGUCCAGAUCAAGAAAGACCACACGACCCCGAAGGCUGGACAAUACAUCUUCAUUAACUGUCCCGAAGUUUCUCACUUCCAAUGGCAUCCUUUCACCUUGACCAGCUCCCCCGAGGAGGACUACAUCUCCGUCCACAUUCGUAUGGCCGGCGACUGGACCCGCGCAUUCGCCACCGCUCUCGGCUGUGAGUUCACCAAGGGCAAGAAAGGCGAAAUCGAUGCGGUCGGUGGGAAAGUCGUCCCGCCGCCUCUCCAGAAGGUGUUACCGCGUGUGAUGGUGGACGGACCUUUCGGUACCGCUAGUGAGGACUUCUUGAACUAUGAGACCGUUCUCCUUGUCGGAGCCGGUAUUGGUGUCACGCCGUUCGCUUCCAUUCUCAAGUCCAUCUGGUACCGUAUGAACAACCUCAACAACGGGAAGCCUACGAGGCUGUCUAAGGUCUAUUUCACUUGGGUCAUUCGUGACUUCUCAUCCGCCGAGUGGUUCCGUUCGUUGCUCGCUGCCAUCGAGGAGAACGACACACAGAACAGGAUCGAGAUCCACAUCUACACGACGGCCAAGGUCAACGAAGCCGAUAUGAACAACAUCAUCGUUCAUGAUGUGGGCGCCGAGAAAGAUGCCAUCACUUCUCUUCGCGCUCCGACUCACUUCGGUAGGCCCAACUGGGACCGUGUCUUCUCGUCCAUCGCGGACAAGCAUCCCGACACGGAUGUCGGCGUCUUCUUCUGUGGUCCUGCCGUGCUUUCGAAGCAGUUGCACGUCAUGUCGAACAAGUGGUCUGACCCGGCUGGAACGAAGUUCUUCUUCAGCAAGGAGAACUUCUAG